CUCAGCCUGCCGCCAUUGAGGUUUGGGAGUAGAGGGUAUGAGAUGGGCGGAGUGCACAGGAACCCGGGAAGGUGAACUAGGAAAAACAGGUGGUACGGAACAAGGUCACUUGGGGGCUGGUUUGGAUGGACGUGACUUAGGCGUGAAACAUGGUGUGGAAAAUGGUGAAAAAUUAAGUGACUUCGUAACGGGGGGAAAAAAAACGGGAGGACAAAAUAUGACCUUUACUUGGGCACCUCCGUUGGCCACCACGCGGCCCAACGUUGGGUGCCCAAGUAAAGGUCAGAGGAAAAGGACUCUGGCUUGGAAAAGGGAAAAUGUGACAAAAACUGACUAGGACGGGAAAAACUAGGGAAGGAACCAGAAAAAUCGACUGGAGUAGACUAAAUCGGGGCCGUCGUGUUCUGGUCGGUUCAUUCUGUCACGAGGGGAGGUUUUGAAAAAGGCAGAAACGUGGAGGGAAGGAGGGAGGCAAGGCAGGAGUGCAGGAGUCUCAAAACAUUAGAUUUAAUUUCCAAAAAAGGGCAAACAAGGAACAUUGAAAAAGCAACUUAAACAAAGUCCCACAACUGAUAACCAAAGUAACAAAGACACACUUGAAGAAACCUAAAACUGGAAACAAAACAUGACUGGUGACUAAGACGUGGCACAGACAGAUCCAAAAAGAAAUUCAGUGGGUCAUGUCUUUACUGUUAUUGAUCAAAUUACAUGAAAAUGACCCAUUGUGAUUUAUGAUGCUAUAUGAUAAUGUACAGUGAAGUGAACAUAUUUCUGGCUGUAGUUAAUGUAUUGAACAAACUACAGUAGUGCAAAGCAACAAUGACUGUGUUGCAGUAAUUGUGCUGCUCUUUGCAUUGCCACUGAGUUUGUGCAGGCACAUGACCCCGGAAAACUGUCCGGUUAAUGUCGUGCUUAUUUUUGUGUUGCAAACGCAUUUGAUGGAGUCCUGGUUUGAAAUGACAAAUGUAUGUUUGUACAUAUGACCAGAUGCUCCAGACACGACUGAGGCUCUCCUUCUCACACAGGGCUCCAUCGCCACAGUCCAGUCCGCCUCACUGUCGGUCCUUAGCAACAUCACGGUCAUAGGUCUGAGCCAUAAUUGUAUUUCUGUGAUGGAUGAGCUGUCCUUCAGAAAUCUGCCCUUCCUGCACACAUUACUGCUGGACCACAACCUCCUCACGAGUCAGGCUUUGGAGGACAAAGCUCUGUCCAAUCUUGCCCAUCUCCAGGUGCUCGCACUGGGCCACAACCUUAUCAGCCAGGUGGGCCCAUUCCAGGGAUCAUUUACACUCUUGAUAAAGAAUCAAAAGACAAGCACUGGUAGCUAGCUUUGAUGUGGAAGUAAAGCCUGUCAAUUGAUGUGCAGAUCCAAGCCAACUGGCUCAAAGGUACCUUGGCGCUUCGAACUCUAAACCUGGAAGGAAACAGAAUCUCCAGUCUAGACCCUGGUUCUCUCCCUUUCAACGAGCUCAGAUAUCUGGAGAAUCUGGAUCUGUCUGAUAAUUUAAUAAAGAGCCUGGACACAAACAGCUUCCAUGGUUUGGUGCGCCUUCGCAAUUUGGAUAUGUCCAGAAACCGUCUGAGUUCAGCUCCAUCUCAGUCUUUUUCCUACCUCAGCUGGUUGACCAACCUCAACCUCGAUCUCAACUCAUGGAAUUGCUCCUGUCAGCUGCUGGAUUUAGCUACCUUCCUUUCAGCCUUCAUACAACAACCUGACAAGACACUGUAUAAUGGACGGAGGAUGGUGUGUGUAAGCGCUGACAAUCCGGCUGUAACUACAGUGCUGGAGCUGACUGACGCCAACUGUGUCCCGUCCAAUCGGAACAUCACAGUGCAGCUGGAGACAAUAGACAGUGUGACACCUCAAGUAUAUGCUCGGGAUUUGGCCAUUACAGCUGUUCUCUGCUUUACUGGUGGCAUUGGCUUGGCACUGCUUGUAGUCCUGAUCUACUAUCAAGUUUCUCAGCGAAAGAAUGCGUCAGAAAGUCAUAAACAGAAGGAGACAGAAGAAGGCAGCGGACCCGUGACCGGCUAUCUCACUAAUCACCGUGAUGUCGGUGAGAAGCAGAGGGAACUCUUUAUGCAAGCUCACCAGCUACUGGACAGUAAAAGCAUACCGAGGGACGCAAGGACCGAGAACUACGGAAGCCGAUUUCGUGUGAGAGCUGAUGAAAACCUCAUGUGUCCAAACUGCAAAGUCGAAGGAUCGAAGCUAAAUCUGUGGGACAUCGGGAUGAAUGGUGUAAUGCAGACAGAGCAGGAGGGAGACCACAGGAGAAGGAGGAUGUUCAUAAUGGAGGAGGAAGAGAAGGAGAGGAAGAAACUUGAGAGCCAGCAAGACAUUCUGGAAAGAGACAUUCCUCACAACUUUCUCUCUUGCGGUAGCUCCAGAUCUUCAUCUCGUCAAUGGAAACACACCUUCAGUCGUUCAUCAGACACCAUUGCUGCGUACAAUGCAAACAACGACAUUGGCGUGAGGUCUGAUAUAGGUGCUACGAGUAGACAACCUGGGAUGCUCCAUUGUAAGAGCUGCCACAGAACAUAUGGGAAGUCAGCACAGAAUAUAAGAGAACGUAGGAUUCCCUCUAACAUGAGCGACACCUCGCUGUUUGAUGACUCGGUCCCUCAAAUCGCCAAUAGAGAGAGGAGUAUCGACUACAACCGGUUUCACGCAAUGAAAAGCAUGAAAACGAGAAGUCAAACAAGAAAUGUGACAUUCAAUCAGGAAAGAAAGGAUCAAAGAAAGGCGAGGAGGACUGAUGCGGUGAAGAUUUCCAGAAACAUGGAAAGAGGAGUGGAGAAAAACCACAAAGGAAAGCUACAGUCCAGCGGCUUGCUGAAAUCUAAACUACUCCGAAAGACGAAAGUCCAUCCGAAAAGGAAAACUGAGCGGGAGAGGAGUAACUCCAAGGAGAGCAAAGACAGAAGGCACGGUAAAAGAUAUACAGAACAGUUGGAAGGUAAAGAAAGCUCAGGUGAACAAUCAAAAGGAAGCAGCAAGAAAGGGGAAAAAACAUCAGUCAGUGAGGGAUUGAUCGAGGAUGAGGACGAAAAGGAUGGAGAAAAAGAUCAGAAAGUCAAGGCAGCAUUCAAAAGUGUGCAAAAUAUCCAGGGGAAUGCAGAAGGUGACCAAGGAGAGGCCCAACUCACAGCAAUUACUCCAGCUACUAGCACCACAGACCCAUCUCACCCCACCAUAGCAGAUGGGGCCUCCAUUAUGGGGCAGGGUCUGGCCGUUCCUUAUCAGGGAGCUGGGGUGGUUCCUAGGAGUCCUCAGCUUUCCUCUCAGCAACCGUUUCUGUUCUCUGCUACUGACAUAAUUCAUUCAACGAGCCAUCUCCUGCAAGGAUCAGCAGGCUCACAACGAAUGAGCAGUAACCUCCCUCUUGAGGGAGGAGCUCUUUUACUCAACACAGCAACCCCAGCGGGUGGUUCACUGGUCCCCACUGGUCCUACCAAUAGACGCGGACCCAACAUAGGCCUUCAUACGUCACACAACCAACCGCUCUCUCAAAGCCAGAUGGAUUUUGACAGCUCUACCAAUGCACAAAGCGUAACGUCAGACCCAAACCUGGCUCAAGCUCCUCGGACUGGGGAUAAACCAACUCCUCUAGCCUCCUCUGAAUCAGAACCUCCAAGCUCCUUUCUCCCAAUUAAGGCAUCUCAAAGUAUCGAUAGCUCAACAAAGGUGACCCCUCAGGUUCCCAAAGCAGUGAACACUGUUGAGAAUUUGUCAAAACGUGACAGUCAGACCGAGAAUGAGGCUGUACCAGGUGGUCUGGUGGAGAGUAUAUUUGACGGUGGAAGGCCUGGAACUGAAGUGCACGCCGUGUCUGAACGAAGCAUGCUGGGUGAAGACCUCUUUCCACAAGCCGCAUCUACUCAGAGCACAUCCUCUUCAGGCAGUUCAAUGGCUGCCUCACCUCUCCUGAAGCAGGAGUACCUUUCAGAGGAAGGUGGCUCCUCCCCGAGAAGGAAGCUGAGGCUGGUGCUCCCUGAGAAGACAUCCGGUCGAGAACCCACAGCACUGGAAAAGAAGAUCCGCUAA
Phycodurus eques (leafy seadragon) is the source of this 4048-nucleotide messenger RNA. It is a transcript of the gene lrrc53, whose product is annotated as leucine rich repeat containing 53. NCBI's taxonomy places the organism in Eukaryota, Metazoa, Chordata, Actinopteri, Syngnathiformes, Syngnathidae. The transcript is spliced from 6 exons. The coding region runs from base 1565 to 4048 and encodes 827 amino acids. The record is from RefSeq and is a predicted model, not a curated record.